Ilyonectria robusta is the source of this 554-nucleotide messenger RNA. RefSeq lists its product as uncharacterized. The record is from RefSeq and is a predicted model, not a curated record. NCBI's taxonomy places the organism in Eukaryota, Fungi, Ascomycota, Sordariomycetes, Hypocreales, Nectriaceae. The coding region runs from base 131 to 418 and encodes 95 amino acids. The transcript has a single exon.
CAAUAAGGCAGAUUUACAUCACUCUAUGACCACAAUAGCUACGCGUGACAUAGAUCUAGUCACGUUUGGUAGCCUUCGGACAGGUGGUGACGUAUAAUAGCGACUCAUUGCGGAAUUCAGUGAUGAAUUGAUGGUCCAGGCCUUCUCAUCUGCCGGACUAGCGUUGCUAGUAAGACUUAGGUCUUACGGGCUGGGCUAUGCUACUAUGGCAGUGUUUGCGAUGGGAGUUGCGAAAGCCGUGGGGUGGCUGGAACUAGAGAGGGGCAGAGCAUUACAAGGCGACCAAUCGCAAAGAAGUUGCCUUGUCCGUCCUAGUCGUCGCGGUAUUAUUCACGAUAGCCUCAUGGUUCCCGGGAGUGCGCAACCAGGAAAACACCAAUCGCAAACAGGCUCGAUGCACGGAUGGUGCAUAGUGUAGGUGUAGGUUGGUUGUGGGUUGCUCUCGCUGGAACAGAUUGCGAGAACAAGCAAAUGAAGAUAAAAGGCAGUGCAUCGCCGAGAACAUUGUAACGUGAUCAAUACCGUCAUCAGCAACUCUACCCAAUCUUCUCUAC